UCGUAUUUCUAACGCUUGGCACUAUAAGCUACAUUACCGCGGCUAUAUAGCCCCGGGCUAAAACAAAUUAAGCGUCGCCACAUAGGCUCAUAAAUUGACCGUUUUUUGCGCUGCAGAUUGCAUUCGGUGUCCAGUAUAGCAAUAUGUUUAUAGCAGUGUGUUUCAAUGCUCUUGUGAUCGUUGCGUCUGUUUCUGGAGAAUGCAGGCUACCACCCAUGGAAGAAGAGUUUUCGUUCAAUGAGCAACAAGGGACCUGGUAUUUGUCCACCCGAUAUCCUGAUUUUCCGCUGUGUUUGACACUGUUUGGAUGGCAUGGACCAGAAGAUUCGGUAGAAACUGGGUAUAGACAUCUUGGGAUCUCAUUGAACGUGGAUGGCGAGAUAAAGUAUGCUUAUGCUAAGGAUAAUAAAUACAUACGACAUGGACCAUCUUCCUACGAAACUCUAGCGGGUGAUACUGUUGUCGGCGACGAUCCUGUUUUUGUGGAGGUACUGAAAAAACAAUUCACUGGGCGUUUGGUUGGAAAUUGGACAGUCAUUACUGAUAAAGUGAACUACCAUUUGUUUUUUGCUUGUAUGCCAGAAAGAGUAGUUUCUGUUUACUUCUCUCGUCCUGUCGGUAAUGACAAGCAAUAUUAUGACGACACACUGAAACUGGUCUACGCUAAACUGAAAACCGUAAAAGGCUGGGAUGACAUCAAACUUUCUCAGCAAACUGCAUGUAGUGACUUGCUACCUGAAACAAAGCUGAAGAGAUUACCAGAGUCCUUCGCAGGAGCUAGCUUACCAGUGAAAAUUGCAGCUGUGCUUCGGAAUCAGAAUUAAUCGAAUUAACGAAAAAAACCUGUUUCUUUCUAUGCCACAAAAAAAAAAGAUUACAAGGGUUUACAAUUAUAUAUAUUGAAACACAUGCUGGAAUAAAAACUCUU
Molecule: messenger RNA, 928 nt
Organism: Styela clava
Lineage: Eukaryota; Metazoa; Chordata; Ascidiacea; Stolidobranchia; Styelidae
Source: RefSeq, a predicted model, not a curated record